Molecule: messenger RNA, 3756 nt
Organism: Sardina pilchardus (European sardine)
Lineage: Eukaryota; Metazoa; Chordata; Actinopteri; Clupeiformes; Clupeidae
Gene: slc52a2
Product: solute carrier family 52 member 2
Exons: 5
Coding region: 245-1579 (444 amino acids)
Biological process (GO): riboflavin transport
Cellular component (GO): plasma membrane
Molecular function (GO): 3'-5'-RNA exonuclease activity; riboflavin transmembrane transporter activity
Source: RefSeq, a predicted model, not a curated record
GUACUUACAUAUUUUCCCCAUGUUGCUACUGCCCAUUUUCAGUGUUGGGCUGCUAGGAAGACAUAAACAGAAAUACUUUACUAUGUAUUCGUCUGAAUCCAGGGUGGUGCAAUUAGGAGGAAGUUGAUCGUAUCUAACGUAACGCUAACAUCACCAUUUCCAAAGAAUUUGGACAAUACGCCAACGACUUCUCUUGGUUGUUCCCAUUCAGACUUAACGUUAUAACUGCACUAAAGUAGUCUAAAUGGCAGACUCAUGGUGGAACCAUGCGGCGGUCACCCACUCACUGGUGGCCCUCUUCGGAAUGGGCUCCUGGAUUUCAGUUAACUCCCUCUGGGUGGAGCUGCCAGUCAUAGUGAACGUUUUGCCAGAACGUUGGAAUCUCCCUGCUUACCUGUCGGUGCUGAUCGCCUUUGGGAACAUAGGUCCAGUGAUGGUAACGCUCAUACAUCGCUUUGCCCCCCAUCGUCUGAACGAGCAGCUGUUGAUCCACUGUAUCCAGGCCCUGGCAGUGGUGGCCGCCGCCCUGCUGGCGAUUGUCUGGGACUACGAGACCGAGGUGGCCGGUCGCAAGCACUCGCUAGCCUUCCUGGUGCUCACCUUCGUCCUGGCCUUCGUCUGCUGCACCUCCAACGUCUCGUUCCUGCCCUUCAUGUUCCGCCUCCCGCCGCAGUUCAUCCGCACCUUCUUCAUCGGCCAGGGCCUGAGCGCGCUGUUCCCGUGCAUGGUGGCGAUCGGCCAGGGCGUGGGGAAACUCGAGUGUAACAUCGUCAACGGCACCGUGAAACCCGAGCAACUGCCCGAGAACUUCCCGGCCCAGAACUUUUUCUGGUUCCUGUUCGUCAUGCUGGUCGUGUCGGGCCUCUGCUUCGCCGCGCUGAGCAAGAGGAUCUCUGGGGAUAGCGAAGCGCAGCAGGUUGCCGUUCCUGACCCCGAGCCGCAGACCGAGGAAACAGUGGGUGGGGAGACACACCCGCUUCAGAACGGGGAUGUAGUCGUGUGCAAGGAGGAGGAAGAAUUGGAAAAGCCUGCGGCAGCUCCUGAACCAGCGACCUUCUGGACGGCGAGAAACGUCUACUUGCUGUUGCUGCUGGGCCUCUCAAAUGCGUUGACCAAUGGGGUGCUGCCAUCUGUUCAGACUUUCGCCUGCCUUCCCUAUGGGACCAUGACUUUUCACCUGUCUGUCGUCCUCGGCAACAUUGCCAACCCUCUGGCCUGCUUUGUGGCCAUGUUUUUUCUCCUCAGGUCUAGUGUGGGACUGGGCAUAAUGGCCUGCGCUGGAGGUGUGUUUGCUGCCUACUUGAUGGCUCUGGCUGCCCUCAGCCCCUGUCCACCCCUCCUGGGCAGUGCAAGUGGCACCUCCCUUGUUGUGACCUCGUGGAUCAUUUUCACUGGGUUGUUCUCCUACCUGAAGGUGGUGAUCGGGACGCUGCUUCACGAGGCGGGCCACGCGGCGCUGCUAUGGUGCGGGGUGUUCAUCCAGGCCGGCUCCCUGCUCGGGGCGCUCUCCAUAUUCCCCUUGGUCAACGUCUAUGAGGUCUUCACCCGUGGCCAGGAUUGCGUGGACAACUGCAGCUGAGAAUCUCCCGCCCUCUCCCUAAGUGGUGUGGGGUGCAUCCCAAACUGGUGUUAGGGGUAAGAUGUGAUUCGGUCACGUCCCUAGACACACACACACACACACACACACACACACACACACACACACACACACACACAAUAACCUAAAAUAAACAACGGAAUCGUAGGGCAGGAUUGCUGUUUCGUAAGUUCUGUAAGCUAUACAAAGUGCCUUCAAGGUCGCCGGCUUGUUUAUGGCCACCUGUCUGGGUAUCCUCAGUGUCCCCUCCUUGCACUCACUACUUGCUGCUCCCACCUUUUCAUGAAAAUGAAACGUUCGUUAGACUCUAAUGUUGUAUCAGGAAACUGGAAUGUUUUAAUGAGUCAGUUGUAUGUUUUGUUCUUCUCACUCAGAUUUAUAAUGAUGAUGCUGAAAUAUUAUUAUGCCAGUCAUAAUAGAACACUCAAUGCCUUUUUACUGUAACUUUCUCAAAUUGCCUCUAACGGCAAGAUCGCAAGUAUUAUUUGCAGCCUUCAAUACAUAAACACUGACAGUAUUUUAACGGGUGAAAAAAAAAUACGAUGUCUCAUUGGAUGACAAGGCCAAGACAGUGCCAUUUUAAUCACAGAAAGAAUUUAAACAAAGGAGUGGACCAUCUUGUAGAUUCCAUAAGACCAUUGUAUACUGUAACAUGUCUGACACAACUGAUGCUCCAAACUGUGGAAAACUUCUCAGUGAUGCUGUAUGUACCUUUAUAUUUUCUACAACAAGGAGGUCAGUAUAAUCAUGGGAAACCAUUACGUCACAUAUCUUUGAGUUUUCUUUGUUAUUUUAAUGCAAAUGCAAAAUUGUAUUUGCAUAUAUCUAGGAAAGUUAAUUUCAUUGGCUCUUAAUCAUUAUUUGAGGGAAGGAACUACUGAAUUAGAGCACUAUUAUAGCACAAACAUAGUUGGUAUGUAUAACUGAUUUUGUAAUGUUGCCAUUGUUUAUAUUUUAUGUUUAUUUUGAUGAGGUAGUGUUUGUUAUUGUUUCUCAGUUUGAUUUCAUGUUAAUUUUUUGAAGUGCAUAUUUUCAGUCGUUGCCUAAACAUGGCUUUUUUCCCCAAAAAACAUCUUGUCCAUGGAUAUACCAGGGAAGUUGUGGUUUGUUCAAUGUCCAAUUAUGAACAACCUUCAGUUGAUGUAGUAUAGAACAUCAGGGGCCAUUCAGAUAGUGAUAUGUUAUAUUAUGGCUAUAUGGGUAAUAUUACUUUCCACUAGUAUGCUAAGAAACUGCUGGUUGUUUUCUCACAUCUGUAUUAGUAACUGUAUUAAUGUAGACCUGAAGGAUUGUGUUCCAAGAAAACUGUUGCUAAAGUGAAGCCAGUGAGAUGCAUUACCAAUUGAAUUCCUGAGAAGUGUGAUUUGUAUUCUGAAAUUAUUGUAACAGUUAGCACUAUUAAUUGUAGCUCAGGGAAGUCCAAAUCAAAGCCUUUUCUUCUUUUGGCCUCAGAUACUCUGACUUACUGUAUGUGUCAUGCCGAAAGUAGUAUUGUAGCUAAAGGGACCUUUCAGUUGAAGUGGAGCAUUCUGUUUUGUAUGGUCAUUCCAUUUACAUCAGAUUACUUUGUCAUACAUACGUUAGACAAACCACACAGUGGGAAAACAUGCUUAAACAAACAUGCUGACUUCAUCAUUGAUGACUAUCUUGUGUGCAACUUUUUUGACAUUUUAAUGAUUUGUUUUCCCUUUAUAUUGUUGUGCCUGAUGAGGAAUAAUUGUGAUGUUGACAUGUGGUCCUCGUAAAAACAACGGAUAUUUAUCAUAGUGUUUCAGUGUGUAAUAAUAUCAUUUCUACAUAUGUGAUAUAUGAUGAUUCAACAAAUUCAACAGAAUUAAAGGAAAAAAAUGUGUAUCUUAGUCUACCUGAGAGAUUAUAUAAUUGACUCUGAGCCGACACUAAAAUUGUGUUUACCAUGGCACUGAGACCAUAAGCUAUUAUUACACCAUGCACUUAUCCCUUCAUCCAAUCUAUCUUUUUUUUAAUCUUUCAUAUUUUAAAUGUUAUAAUAAAAUGGAUUCUUUCUUUAAUUCAUUAUGGGUUUUUUUCCCUCUCUUAAGGGGAGUCAAGCAGGACUGGUCACUUUUGUGGUGUAACAAGAAUGUAUGGUUUUAUGUACUGUAAGCCUUUUGAAAUAAAUGAUGAUGACCAUAACCUUG